Molecule: messenger RNA, 247 nt
Organism: Dentiscutata erythropus
Lineage: Eukaryota; Fungi; Glomeromycota; Glomeromycetes; Diversisporales; Gigasporaceae
Source: the annotation of a GenBank genome assembly
AUGAGCAAUUCAACGGAUGAAUCACAAGAUUGUUCUCGGUCUUCAAGUUUAGAUACCCAAUCCAGAAGAUCCUCUACAAUUGAAGAAAAUAUUCUUGUCAAUAAUGACGAUCAGUCAAAUAAUAUUCAACGUGAAAACUCAUUAAUCUCAGGUUCCUCCUCGGUUAUUCUACCUUCCUCUUUUUCAAAAAGAGAUGUUAGUACUUUAGUUGAUCAACAUGUAGUUUUAAUCUAUCCAAAUAGCGAAA